UGUUUUGACACAUGUGUGUGUGUAUGUUUUUUAUAACCUCUCAUAUUGUCUCAUGUCAAAGGUGAAACAUCAAAAUCAAUAAAUAAAUAUAUAAACAAUUGUUACAAAAUGAGUAAACAGAAUGAAGUGCUUUGUCCUGGAAAAGAUGUUUUUGAACGAAUGAAUUAUUUAUUUCAAGCCAGUCAAUUAAUAUCAAAGUCAGAUCCUGUACUAGCAUCAAAGUAUGGAAAUUUAAUGAUCAAUUGUGGUAAAAAAGCAGUUUUACGAAUUGAGCCGGAAAUAAAAAGAUCAAUUUGUAAAAAAUGUCAAGCACCAUUGAUUGCUGGUGAAACAGCCAAGGUCAGGCUAAUAUCAAAACCAUGUAAAUCAAUUAAAUGGACAUGCUUGUUGUGUAAAAAUACAAGAAAAAUACCAACAAAACCAGGAUAUAAAUUAUGGAUCAAUGAGCCACAAUCAAUUGUCAAAAUAUUUGAUUAUUCAAAGCAACAAAAUGACAAUAAUAAAUCUAAAAAUACAAAUAUCAAAAAUGAAAGUGAAAGUCUCAACAAGAAUUUACAAGUUGAACAAAAUGAAAUUUUAAUCACCAACAAUUGA
This is a messenger RNA of Aphidius gifuensis, 594 nucleotides long. RefSeq names its product ribonuclease P protein subunit rpr2 (gene Rpp21). Gene Ontology annotation, biological process: tRNA processing. Gene Ontology annotation, cellular component: nucleolar ribonuclease P complex. The record is from RefSeq and is a predicted model, not a curated record. The coding region runs from base 109 to 594 and encodes 161 amino acids. NCBI's taxonomy places the organism in Eukaryota, Metazoa, Arthropoda, Insecta, Hymenoptera, Braconidae. The transcript has 4 exons.